This is a messenger RNA of Cuculus canorus (common cuckoo), 2132 nucleotides long. It is a transcript of the gene PMPCA, whose product is annotated as peptidase, mitochondrial processing subunit alpha. Gene Ontology annotation, molecular function: metalloendopeptidase activity; metal ion binding. Lineage: Eukaryota; Metazoa; Chordata; Aves; Cuculiformes; Cuculidae. The transcript has 13 exons. Bases 61 to 1623 code for a protein of 520 amino acids. Gene Ontology annotation, cellular component: mitochondrion. The record is from RefSeq and is a predicted model, not a curated record.
CCCACGUGACCUCCCCCGCCCACGUGACCGUGCGCAGGUGGCUGGGAAAGUGACGGCAAGAUGGCGGCCGCCAUGGCGUGGCUGCGGCGGGGAGCGUGGGGCUCGGCUCGGCGGUGCGGGCUGGCGGGCGGGCGGCAGUACAGCGGCAGUGGCGGGACGUACCCUGCGGUGUCACUGACCUGCCCGCUGCCUGGAGUGCCUCAGGCGGUCUUCGCGGCAGCUGGGGGCCGUGAACAGUUUGAGACACGGAUGACGGUGCUGGAGAACGGGCUGCGCGUCGCCUCUCAGAAGAAAUUUGGGCAGUUUUGCACCGUAGGCCUUUUGAUCCAUUCGGGAUCAAGACACGAAGCAAAAUACCUCAGCGGCAUCGCUCACUUCUUGGAAAAGCUGGCCUUCUCUUCCACAGCAAAGUUUGGCAGCAAAGAUGAAAUUCUCCUCACCUUAGAAAAGCACGGGGGCAUUUGUGACUGCCAGGCGUCAAGGGACACCAUAAUGUACGCUGUUUCUGCUGAUGCGAGAGGCUUGGACACGGUGGUCAACUUGCUGGCGGAGGUAGCGCUACAGCCCAGGUUAUCAGAUGAAGAAAUUGAGAUGACUCGAAUGGCCAUACGAUUUGAGCUGGAAGACUUGAAUAUGCGACCUGAUCCAGAGCCUCUCCUCACAGAAAUGAUCCACGCGGCAGCCUACAGAGGAAACACAGUGGGGCUAAACAGGUUCUGCCCAGUGGAAAACACUGAGAAAAUUGAUCGAGAAGUCCUGCAUUCAUACCUGCGCAACUACUAUACACCAGACAGGAUGGUGCUUGCCGGGGUGGGAAUUGAGCAUGAGCAGUUAGUGGAAUGUGCAAAGAAAUACCUGCUUGGAGUGGAGCCGGUGUGGGGCAGCGGAAAGACCAAGGAUGUGGAUAGAUCUGUGGCUCAGUACACAGGAGGCAUUGUCAAGGUUGAAAAAGAUAUGUCCGAUGUGAGUCUGGGCCCUACUCCCAUCCCAGAGCUUACCCACAUCAUGAUCGGGUUAGAAAGUUGCUCAUUUUUAGAGGAAGAUUUCAUUCCCUUUGCAGUAUUAAACAUGAUGAUGGGAGGUGGGGGCUCUUUCUCAGCUGGAGGGCCUGGCAAGGGCAUGUUCACCCGACUGUAUCUCAACGUGCUCAACAGGCACCACUGGAUGUAUAAUGCAACCUCUUAUCACCACAGUUAUGAGGAUACAGGUCUUCUGUGCAUACAUGCCAGUGCAGAUCCAAAACAGGUCCGAGAGAUGGUGGAGAUCAUCACAAGAGAAUUCAUUCUAAUGGCAGGAGCCGUGGGAGAGGUAGAACUCGAGCGAGCGAAGACGCAGCUGAAGUCCAUGCUCAUGAUGAACCUUGAGUCUCGGCCAGUUAUCUUUGAAGAUGUGGGAAGGCAGGUGUUGGCAACAAACACGAGGAAGCUACCUGAUGAGCUCUGUGCCCUGAUCAGUCAGGUGAAAUCUGCUGAUAUCAAGAGAGUGGUCACAAAGAUGCUUCAUAAAAAACCAGCUGUGGCUGCACUGGGUGACUUAACAGAUUUGCCCACUUACGAACACAUCCAGGCAGCGCUUUCCAGUAAGGACGGGCGCCUCCCUCGGAUGUACCGGCUCUUUCGAUAAAGCAGUGCACCCUGCACGCAUGUGACAGACUCAUUUCUUUUUUAACGUUUUUGAGAUGAUAAUAUUGCUGUAAGCCCUUCCCCCCAUCUUUCCAACCAUACUGUGCAAACGCGGAGCUGCGCUGCAGCCGCACAAAGCUGCUUCACAACACUGGACAGUGAUGUGCAUCACGCUGGGCUCCAAGGCCCACCCUGGCUCUGCAUGAGUACUUUUGAUCCUCUGCGCAGGUUACAAGAGAAGAUAGGUGUAAGCAGCCUCCUCUUGGCCCUGGGAGAACAGAGCAAGCCCAGAUAUUCAUCACAACAACUGAAAGUGUGUACCUGAGUGCUGUUAACACUUAGUCGCAUCAGUAGAAGUGGGGCUGUCACGCUGGAGGCCCCUCUGUGUGCCCCUCUUUGAGAACCUGGCGGUGUUUUGAAGCUUGGCUUACAUACCUGAACUCAAAGAACAUUUGCAGCUGUUAACCAAGGUGAACAAAGACUUGGUUUAUCUGAAUUAGGAAAACACUA